Molecule: messenger RNA, 561 nt
Organism: Funneliformis geosporum
Lineage: Eukaryota; Fungi; Glomeromycota; Glomeromycetes; Glomerales; Glomeraceae
Source: the annotation of a GenBank genome assembly
AUGAGCAAAAUUUUUUUAUCACUUAAUAACGACAACGUAUUUUCUGGCAUUAUUCCAAACGAAACAUAUUGGCAUAAUGACAUUAGCAAUUUACAAUCAAGUAGGUUGAACACGAUAUACUUAGAAUGGGCGAUACUACUUCUAGGAUGGUAUAUUAUCCUUUCCGCAGUCCCUAACUUGUGGAUAGACUAUGAUUUAUGGAAAGAAUUUGUCGAGCGCGACACGACCAUCUCUCGGCCCCUGAAAGAUAUUAAAAGAAGACAGCAGAAGGCUGAAGGUACAACCUCGUUGCUACAUCAACUAAAAAUUUCCCAAACGAAACUUCUUGAUUCAGACUCACAUCAAAGUACGGUAAUAGAAAAUCGGCGAAAGUCGCCCAAAAAACUUGCUACAAAUAUCGAAAGAAAUAUUUUAACUGUAGAACAAAAAGAUUUCACUACUCAGUUCAGCAAUAUUAGGGACGAAAUUGGUUAUUUUUUAGAAAAUAAAUUUACCUUAGACGAAAUAUUGUCUUAUCAAGCCAAAAUGUUGAGAUAUCGAAAAUUCUCAACUAGAUCUUAA